Hemibagrus wyckioides is the source of this 8439-nucleotide messenger RNA. RefSeq names its product kielin cysteine rich BMP regulator (gene kcp). The transcript has 47 exons. Lineage: Eukaryota; Metazoa; Chordata; Actinopteri; Siluriformes; Bagridae. The record is from RefSeq and is a predicted model, not a curated record. Gene Ontology annotation, molecular function: protein binding. The coding region runs from base 232 to 6663 and encodes 2143 amino acids.
UGCGCCUCCGCCAGAUGUUUCUUGUUUGGUGAGCGCGAAUUCUUGUCAUGAACAGGAAGACAGCGGUCCAGUGUCCUGCUGCUGUGUGAGAGACAUGCAGCACAAGGUCCAGGGAUCUUCUACAGACCACCACAGUGCUGAUUCUUCUCCCGGAUUCGGACUCUUUCAGUUUUCUCAACAGAUCACAAAGUUCUUUGUCCGGCCGGUUUAGUGACCGCAGCUCUGGGGAACAUGGAGAUGGUCAUGUGGAGAAGACUUCUCUCUGCUCUCCUGAGUGUGUGUGUGCUGUGGAGGAUCUGCAGCGCUUCUCGAGCUGACCACCACCACAAACAGCUCACACUACAUCAGGACACAAACGACGUCAUCGACAUUCUUGAAAUUCUGAGCAACACACACACUCGAGGAAUCACCAAGGUCAAAGGUCACGCCCCCCACACCACCGCGUGGCGUUUCCGCAAUCGCACGCCUCACCUGACCCUGCCGCUGGAUGUCUAUCGGCGUUUGGAGAGGGCGUGGCUUGGCUCGCUCAGCUUGUACCUGGUCGGUCAGCAGGCCGGAGGUUCUGCGGUCACUCUGCUGUCUCUCAGCGCUCCGGGGAACACGCCGCUCCUACGCAUCAUCUCCAACACGCGGGAGGAUUUCCUCCAGCUGGAGAUCCACACGAAACCCCACGCUGACCCCAAGGUGCUGAGAAUCCCUGGGGGAAACCCCUUCUCAGGAGGGAGGUGGGUGAGGGUGGUGCUGGGCGUGGCUCCUGGAUGGGUGUGGCUGUUCCAGGAGUGUAAAGAGGCCACGGUACUUAAGCUUACACACCAGGGACGACCUCUGACCCUCAGCCUCCCUCCUGAUGACCUCCGGGUCACUGUUGCGAGCACAGCAGACGAGAACGCCAACAAAUUUUGCGGUUACCUGCAGACUGCACAGAUCUCCACUCAGCCCUCUGAGAGACGUCCGUGGGUCUGCAGCAAUGUUACGGACUCCGCCCCCUUUCCCCCCACCCCCUACAGAUCUGUGGAUUUGGAUCUGGAGCUCCAGGACCAGCCGGAGCACCCGGUCAGCUCAGUGCUCGGUCCCCCGGCAGCUCCACGUGGCAGAGCGGCUCACGCUGAACAGAAGCAGCGAGUCAAGACCCUGGAGGAGACGCUGCACAACAUCACCACCCUGCUGGACAUGCUGAAACAACAGAAUGAGAACCUGCACGCUCGGGUGAGGUAUUUGGAGUCCUGUGAGUGUGUGAGGAGAACCUGUACCUGGGAGAACCGUGAGAUGGAUGAGGGAUCUCGCUGGGAGACUGAAGGCCACACUACGUGUUCCUGCAACUCCGGGAGAGUCGAGUGUGAAAGUUCUAAGAGGUGUGAGUAUGAUGGAGAUGUGUAUGAUGACAACAAGGUGUUCGUACCCAGGACUAAUCCAUGUCUCACCUGCACCUGCUCUAACGGUGUGGUGAGAUGUCACUCAAAACGUUGCCCCGCCCCAAACUGUGCUGAUCCUAAAGUGAGGCCUGGAGAGUGCUGUCCAAGCUGUUCCGUGUGUGGUGUAGACAGACGCAUCCACAACGUCUCCUACAGCACCGCAGACGGCUGCCAGACCUGCUCCUGUACGAAAGGUGAAGUCUCGUGUGUAGACGUACAGAGAUGUCCUCAGACAUGUCAGAAUGGAGUGAAGCGUCCGUUCGGUUCGUGUUGUCGUGACUGCUCUCGCUGUGAACAUCAGGGUGAGGUCAUUCCAGACGGGGUCACUUUCGCAGAGCGCGAGGAUCCCUGUAAACUCUGCGUCUGCUCUGGUGGGAAUGUAGUGUGCAGCAGUCCACCUUGCCCUGCACCUGACUGCGGUUUGGUGGAAACUGUGAGUGGAGAGUGCUGUCCCAGGUGUCGGGGUUGUCUCCACGAGGGAGUGCAGCAUGAUCACGGCUCUACGUGGCAUCAUCCCCAAGAUGGCUGCAGCGUCUGCACAUGCUCAGAGGGACGAGUCGAGUGUUCCUCAGAGAAGUGUAAUACCGGGUGUAAUGACCCAGCACCUACUGCAGGACAACACUGUCCUUCCUGUAACCGUUGUGCCCAGAACGGUCAGAAUUUCCUAAACGGGGAAGCGGUUCCCAGUAGAGAUCGAUGUAACCAGUGUGUGUGUGAGAAUGGGACUAUAAAUUGUGAGCCCCUCCCCUGCCCCGCCCCUCACUGCUCUCAUCCAGUCAGGAGAGACGGAGACUGCUGUCCGAGGUGUGAACAGUGUAAUUAUGAGUCAGAGGUGUAUUCUGAUGGUCAGAGGUUUACAUCUAAGCAGAAUCCCUGCUUGACCUGUCAGUGUUUAAGGGGUAGUGUCACAUGCUAUCAGGAGAGAUGUCCCCCUGUCAACUGUCCAAACCCUAUUAGAGAACCACAUGUCUGCUGUCCUGUGUGUAAAGUGUGUGUGGUGAACGGUGUAGAGUAUGCCCAUGGGGCAUCAUUGGACUCUGAGGUCGAGGACAUGCCCUGCAGCACCUGCUCCUGUGUUGAGGGGAAUGUUAUGUGUCGGGUGAAACCAUGUCCUCCUCCGUCCUGCACUCAUCCCAACACAGAACCAGGAGAAUGCUGUCCAGUCUGUAAUCACUGUUUCUAUAACCAGCGCGUUUAUGAGAACGGUCAGCAGAUCCUGGAGCCGAGUGACCCAUGUAACAUCUGCACCUGUUGGAAUGGCUCAGUGGGCUGCAGUGCGGUCCAGUGUCCACCGGUUACCUGCUCCAACCCUUUCACUGCACCGGGAGAGUGCUGUCCCCAGUGUCCAAUCUGUCAUGCUCAUAAUCACGUGUAUGUUGAUGGCGACACGUUUGUGAACCCUGAGAACCCGUGUGAGGAGUGUGUGUGUCAGGGAGGCAACGUGAACUGUAAUAACAAGUGUCCCAGGCCCAACUGUCGCUAUCCCGUCACUGGGACCUGCUGCCAGAACAACUGCAACGGCUGCAGCUAUGUGGGUAAAGAAUAUCAGAACGGAAUGGUGUUCCCUCAUCCCACAGACUCCUGCAGGGAAUGUCACUGUCUCAAUGGUAAUGUGCAGUGUAGGAUGAGUCGAUGUCCCCCUUCACAGUGCAGUGAACCCACAUUAACCAAAGGACAGUGCUGUCCUCAAUGUCCAGCGCCCCCUGCUGACUGUGUUUAUGAAGAUCGGUCAUAUAGACACACACAGCACUUCCACCAUCCCACAGACAACUGCCGGAUCUGCUCCUGCACCAAUGGGAUGGUCAGCUGUCACCGUGCGCCCUGCCCCUCUGCCCCCUGCGCCCACCCUAUCCAGCAGGAGUGCUGUCGCACGUGUGAUGGAUGUUUGUAUAAUGGUGUGGAACACGCUAACGGUCAAAGUUUUGCGGACAUCUCUGACCCGUGUGGGACGUGUGUGUGUCGUGAAGGCACGGUGACCUGUGAGAGGAGACACUGUCCCGAGAUCACAUGUCCCUUUCCUGUACAGAGAGACUGCUGUCAGAGCUGCAAUGGUUGUCAUUAUGCAGGUGUAGAUUAUUUGAGUGGUCAGGAGUUUCUGGACCCUGCAGACGGCUGUAAUCACUGUACCUGUAUAAACGGUAACGUCACCUGCAGACACAAACCCUGCUUCAGAGCGGGCUGCUCGCACCCUGCCCCCGCGGCUGGACACUGCUGCCCUGUGUGUGACGCUUGUUCUUAUGAAGGAAGCCUUCUGUUAAACGGACAGUCGCUUCCAGACAGAACAGAUCCGUGUUCAGAGUGCACAUGCAGGAGCGGCUCAGUGCUGUGUAUGAGGAGAUCGUGUGCUGCUGCUCUGUGUCCUCAUCCUGUUACUGGAGACUGCGGUUGUCAUGUCUGUGAAGGUUGUAACUACCAAGGACAUGUUUAUGAAGAUGGAGAUGUUUUUGCAGCACCUAAUGCAGUGUGUGAGGAGUGUACAUGUUCUCGAGGGCAGGUGAGAUGUACCCCUAAGUCCUGCCCCAUUGCGUCGUGUCCUCACCCAGCAGUGGAUGGUUGUGGAUGUGCCAUGUGUAACAGCUGCAGGUUUCAAGGGCGAGAGUGUGUGAACGGAGAACACUUCCCUCAUCCUCAAAACAACUGCCAAAGAUGCACCUGUCAGAACGGUGAGGUGUCUUGUUUAUCUGCGCCGUGUCCGGCCGUGUCCUGCAGGAGGCCAGUGAGACCCCCGGGGUCAUGUUGCCCCGUGUGUACAGGUGUGUGUGAGCACCUGGGGCAGGAGUAUGACAGCGGCUCCACCUUCACCCCCCCAACUGACCCCUGUUCAGUCUGCAACUGUCUGAAUGAAGUUGUGUCAUGUCAGAGGAAGCCAUGUCCUCAGCAGUGCACACACCCUCUCCGCAACACAGACUGCUGCCCCGAGUGUGACGCGUGUUUAUACGAACACGUGCGCUACACACACACACAGACGUUCAUAACACAGUCUGAUCCAUGUCUGCGCUGCAUGUGUGUGAGAGGGAAUGUCACAUGUACACAUGUCACCUGUCCUGUACUCACAUGUCAAAAUCCAGUCACUCCUCCGGGACAGUGCUGCCCCCAGUGCAGAGUGUGUGUGGAGAAUGGUGUUGAGUACAAAGAAGGGGAGAGGUUUCAACCUCGUGGUGACCACUGUUCUCAGUGCAUCUGUGAGGAUGGAGAGGUGAGAUGUGCAGCGUCUCAGUGUAAACAAUUAAAGUGCAAGCACCAGGUCACUGAUCCAGGCUCCUGCUGCCCAAGAUGCAGAGGCUGUGUGUAUGAUGGAGUGGAACACUCAGAAGGCAGUACCUGGUUUGCCUCCAGUGGUCCCUGUAUGUCCUGCAUGUGUGUGGACGGAGUGACCACAUGCUCAGAGAUCCAGUGUCUCUCUCCCUGCAGCAAUCAGAUCAGUGUUCCGGGAGAGUGUUGUCCUCUGUGUGCAGACUGCAUCUAUGAAGGUCGUGUUUAUGGACCAGGCGAGAACUUCCAUCCAUCAGAUGAUCCCUGUCAGAUCUGCACAUGUGAGGUGAUGCCAGAUGGACAACAGCACCUGCGCUGUUACAGGAAGCAGUGUCCAAGUCUGGUGGACUGUCCCAAAAACAACAUAAUGUUCAGAAGUCCUGAGUCAUGCUGUCCAGUGUGUGCAAAGCCUCUCAGCGUCUGCACAGAAGCUCUGAUAGGAAAUGAAGUUCUUGCUACAGACGACCCCUGUUUCACCUGCCAGUGCAAAGAUCUAACAUGGACAUGCAUUCAUAAGUCCUGUCCCUCACUCAGCUGUCCUCCAGAUGAACAAUACACACCCCCUGACUCCUGCUGUCCUGUCUGUGAUGUGUGUGUAGUGGAGGGAGGCAGACGACGUGUGAACAACGGAGAGAGCUGGACUGACAGUGAAGAUGAUUGUAUCACCUGCUCCUGCAAACUGGGACAUAUAGAGUGUACUAUAGAGGAGUGUGCUCCUCUUCUGUGUGCAUUCGGACUGCUGAAGGUCAAAAGGCCUGGAAAAUGCUGUUAUGAAUGUCAAGCAGACAUCAGGGCUCAGUGUGUGUAUGAGGGACAGGUGUAUGAUUCUAAUGAACAGUGGGAUGUAGAUGAAUGCACUUCCUGCACGUGUGUGUCCGGAGAUGUUCACUGCCAAACUGAGAGAUGUCCAGCAGUGUCCUGUGAUUCUGAUGAAACUCCGUCUGUGAUUCCCGGGAUGUGUUGUCCACGCUGUAUCCCGCGUCCCGCCACCUGUAUCGUGUUCGGAGAUCCUCACUACCGCACAUUCGAUGGCAAGAUGGUGAACUUCCAGGGGACGUGUACCUACGUUUUAGCGCAGGAUUGUGAGGGCGGAGACUUCAGUGUUCACGUGACGAAUGAUGACCGUGGCCGUAAGGGCGUGUCCUGGACCAAAGAGGUGACGGUGUAUGUGAGGGAUGUUGUGAUCCAGCUGCUGCAGGACUGGGUGGUGAAGGUCGAUCAUCAAACCGUCACACUGCCGUUCCUCAGAGAGCCGUAUAUUUACCUGGAGCGUAAAUCCAACACCAUCCUCCUCAACACCGACGUUGGCAUGAAGGUGUUGUGGAACGGACGUUCUCACCUGGAGGUCAGUGUUCCAGGUACGUAUAAGAGGCGCACCUGUGGUCUGUGUGGAAACUUCAACAACUUUCCUCAGGAUGACAUGCGGCUGCGUAACGGUCAGAUCACCGGCUCCGAGGCCAACUUCGGAAACAACUGGAAGGUGGGCGGCGGGAAGAACGCGAGUGCUCAGUGCUCAGAGGCGAGGAACAUCGACCCGUGUAAAGAGGCUGGAUAUUCCUUUAGGAAGACGGCGAACAGUCGCUGUGCGGUCCUAAAGUCCACAGUGUUUGAGCGCUGUCACAGGGUGGUGCCUCCGGAGAUGUUCUUCGCCUCGUGUGUGUACGACCUGUGCGCCUGCGCAGCCAACGCAGACGAGUGUUUGUGUGACGCUCUGGAGGCGUACGCUUCUGAGUGCCGCGAGGCCGGAGUCAUCUUACAGUGGAGAUCACCUUCCCUCUGCGCUGUGGGCUGUCCUUUGGAUCGUGGUUAUGUUUUUGAUGAAUGCGGUCCUCCGUGUCCUAAAACCUGUUUCAACAAGGACGUGCCUCUGGGCGUGAUCGAGGCUCAUUGCUUUAAACCGUGCGUCCCCGGCUGCCAGUGUCCGGCCGGACUGGUGGAACAUGAAUCCCACUGCAUCUCCCCGGAAAAAUGUCCCAGAAUCAUCCAUGGAGACUCCUGAUCUCCUCAGAGCUUCUGUAAACCCACAGGACUACAGUCCGGUCCAGACACUGCUGCUGGACGAUCGUUUACUCCACCUUGUGCUCGACAUAGAAGCUUAAAGCAGCAGUGUGUAAGAUUUCGAGCUGCCUCCUUCCCCCACAUCGACUCCGCCCUCUCUGUAUAAUCUACGUAGGUGUUGAAACGUGCUACAGAAACGUUGUGGCCUUUAAGGAACUUAGGAACUUUGUGGAUUGAUUGUUACAGAUGUAGAGACUUUAAUUUUACAAACUUCACCUUUAAAAUCAAUGUGAACAUCAGUCCUCCAAAAGCCGUGACGUUCGCUUCAGUUUAAAGCAGUUUACCAUUUAUGAGAUUUUCCUGAACGUAAAAAUGCAAACCAAGAAAGUGUCAUGUACGAGCCGGUGCUAAUUUUGUGCUAAAAAAGUAUUCACAGUGAAAAAUAUAAACAUACAGUGGCUAAUAUAAAUAAUAAACAAAUAAAUAAAUCUAUCUUACAUGUAAGAGUUGCACAGUUUUCACAGCUAGCUUUAAUUUGAGUUUAGUUUCAGGUCACAAAAAGCACACUUUCUGUAGAAUAACUCUUCCUCUUCCUCUUCCUCUGCUCCGUGUCGCUUUGUUUCUUUAGUCUCUAACAUUAGCAAUUGAUCAGAGCAACAGACAUCAGCUGCUAACUCCGAGUACAUUAACUCACACACACACACACACACACGCAUGCACACACACACACACACACACACACACACACACACGCAUGCACACACACAGUUAUAAGCUCUAUACGAUCAGAGGAGGGAAAACGUUCAUAAUAUUUUUACAUAAAGACUUUUCCUUAUUUACAUUUAUAUGUGAAAAACAUUUAAUUUCUAUUUCAUUUAUUUUGACUUUUUAGGGUUUCAAAAUUAAUCUUUUUUUCAUUUUGUUUAGCUAGAAAUAAAGCUAAUCACAUUUCUGUGCAAUUUAACUUUUUUAUUUUAUUAAGUAUAUUUAAAAUAUCUGAUCAGAUCAAAUCCCACUGUGUGAAUCCCACUGUCUGUUUGUUUUAUUCGCUUUAAUUCAGACAUUAAAGUUAAUUAGGGUAUGUUACAUUCAAUUUAAUUCAAAAAUUAAAAAGAAUUUAAAUGUCACACCUAAAGGAUUGUAACUCUGCCCCAAACUCCACCUCUAACCCCACCCCUUACCCUAACCUUAAUCUUCAUAAAUCAUCAUCAGUUGUGAAAAUUAAACAAAAAAUCCCCACAAGCAUUCUUACAUAUAAUUUUAGCUUAAAUAUUUCUAAAAUACUUUUACUUUCACUUCUGUUCAUUUUUUUUCCAUCUUAGUCUGUGAAAGAAAAAUAACAUUUUAAAUCUCAGAAUCUCAGUUUCAGAAAUUUGUCACUGAUAAUAAACCGUAUUUACAUGUGUUUAUGAUGACAGCAUUAAUCUUAUCUGUUAUUAAUGCUAUAAUACAACAUGUUCUUUAUAACUACUAUUUUUACCGUCUGUCUGUUUUUAAAAUUUUUAAAAUUUUAUUUUUAAGCCAUAAACUUCUUUUCAUUUCUGAGUUUUUUCCAGGGAUUUUUAGAGACUGGAUUUUAUUCCUGCUGAACAUUCGGAGUGUUUCACUGUUCUGUCCUCAGACUUCACUCUUCAUAACAAACAUUUUAUUCAUCACCUUUAAUCACAUUUUAUUUAUUAUUCAUUAGAACAUGUCAUUAUGUUUAUCUGAAUAAAAUGUGCAGGUGCUAAUUUUGUAGAACUGAAUAAUAAAAAUGAACAUUAUUACUUUUUUAAAA